This is a messenger RNA of Anopheles nili, 2829 nucleotides long. RefSeq lists its product as uncharacterized. The transcript has 6 exons. The coding region runs from base 1 to 2829 and encodes 942 amino acids. Gene Ontology annotation, biological process: chromatin remodeling; regulation of transcription by RNA polymerase II. The record is from RefSeq and is a predicted model, not a curated record. NCBI's taxonomy places the organism in Eukaryota, Metazoa, Arthropoda, Insecta, Diptera, Culicidae. Gene Ontology annotation, molecular function: DNA-binding transcription factor activity, RNA polymerase II-specific; RNA polymerase II cis-regulatory region sequence-specific DNA binding.
AUGUUGUUUAGCAUGGAUUUUCAGAGUGCAAUGGAAACCUUCGCUGAAGCUUGGGUAGCCGCCAGCACUGGAGAACAGACACAAGCCCUCGCGCUGACUCGCUCAAAAUCCCCCAAAAAGGACACGUCAGUGCCGGUGUCACCAGCGCACGAUCGCGACUCGGAGAUGGCCAGUCCCAAGGUCACGUCCUGCAACGCGAACGCUUCGUCCUCGGCAAGCAGCAACAGCAGCUCAGCCGAACCACCGACCGAUCGCACGCAAUCUGAAAUGAAUGGUUCGUCAAACGUGAACCACCUGCUGCCGGCGACCAGCAAUGGGGCCGCCGGUUCGUCCUCGUCUUCAACACCGGGACCGGGUCAGGUUCGAGAGCUCGGUGCAAACCUGCAUCCAGCCAUCAGCGUCUCGCAGUCACUGCUAGCGGCCGCUGCAACCGUCAACCGAUCGGUAACGCCACGCAUCAGCGUCUCAACGGCACUCACCGGACCGGAAAACAACGGACCGGGCCCAAAUAUGGCCGGCGGUCACUCGGGGCGUGAUUCGGGAAAUCCCACCAACGGUCCGCACGUCGAUCGAACGAUCCUACAGUCACCGGUCGCAGCCGUCGCGGCUGCCGCUGCCGCCAUGCAGGACCGGAAGCAGGAUUUCGACUUCAGCAAAGUGAACGCCAAAUCCCUGCCGCUUCACUGCGUUGUCGAGUCCGUCAGUUCGUUGCAGGCCACGCUCAACUUCGACGCCCGCAGCCCGUGGAAACGGCGCCCGAACAUCGAAACGGACAGCUACGUCAUCAUUCCGGCUGCGACGCCAUUUUGUGAUAUCGUUACGACCGCCCUGCAGCGGCUCGGCUAUUCUACGGAGAUCUCUAACGCUGCCAGAGGUUCCAUAUCGAUCAAAAACUGGAAGUCCCUCUCGCUGGACGCCAUCUCGGACAAUCCGCUUGUCUCGGUCAGCGACAUUCUCGGCGAGCUGACGUCGAUCGUAACGCUUAAGAUUACGAUCUUGCGCAACAAACCGUCCCAGUUGGCCGAAAUCAAGGAUAAACUGCUGAAGCUGCUCAUUCUCCAGUCACACGCGCUGCUGCGAUCGACCGGUUGUCCGUUGGAUGAGAUAACACUAUCGCAGAUAUGCCGCAGCCCGCUCCAGAACGCGUUCCCGUUCAGUCCGGAAAUUACGGAGGAGACACGCCGCAGUUUCGACCAGUGGUGGAGCAACCAACUCGCACCCCAGCCGAACCCGAUCGCGCACAAGAUCCUACCGUUCGCGAAUCCACCCCAGACCGAUCAUCUUGACUUUUCCGGGCACGGUUUUCCGGGAUUGCACGCGGCCAAGCGCGAUGCGUCCCUGCUCGUGGGCGAUGGUGGUGCGGCGGCCGCGGCCGCAGCCGCUGCCGCCCACCACGUCAACCAACACCACAACCUAGUGGUGCAUCCGGCGCUGCAAACCGUCCACUCGCAGUACCCCAACCAGAAGACGCGCAUGCGCACCAGCUUCGAUCCGGAGAUGGAGCUGCCAAAGCUGCAGCGCUGGUUCCAGGAGAACCCACAUCCGUCCCGGCAGCAGAUCCAGUCGUACGUGGUGCAGCUGAACUCGCUCGAAUCCCGUCGCGGUCGGAAGCCGCUCGACGUGAACAACGUGGUGUAUUGGUUUAAGAAUGCGCGAGCGGCCCAGAAACGGGCCGAAAUGCGGCAGGGCAUGAGCAAUGGGUUUGGCACGCCGAGUCUGAUGUUGUCGCAGGCUGAUUACAUGAAAAGCUCACCGAGCGCACCGUCCGAGGAUAUCGACAAUCUGUCGCAGGACGAGAUGGACGAUGAGCUGGAUCGACCGAUGUCGCCUCAGUUGCCACUUUCGCUGACCAUUCACGAGCGAAACCAUCCGUUAACGCCCUCGGAUCAGACACCGAUCAAGCAGGAGAACAAUGCAGGAUCCUCGAGUCCUGCGCCCUCGCCAUCGCCAGGACAUGAGCUGAGUGGUUCGGGUGGUGCCGUCAACAGUCACGCAUCUUCGGGCACGGUGGGAGGUACCAACAGCGCCGGCACAGGACCGAACUCCACCAGCAGCAUCAACAUCAUCAACAACAACAAUAACAACAACAGCAGCAGCGCGACCAACAACAAUAACAACGGGAACAACGAGUCGGCGAAUGAUUCGACGCUAAACGACGAACCGAAGUCAAACUAUUCGAACGAACGUAGCAGCUCACCACAGCGUUCGUCCCGUUCACCGGCCUCCGAGGAUCUCGACAUGGACGAACCGGAUGUGAGCAACCUGGACGACUACCGGUCACCGUCACCGGACUCGAAGCGCCAGCUGCCAUUUCCGAUGAACAACCCGAUGCUGUCGCACUCGAUCAUGUACAUGUCGCAUUACAUACCGGCGAUGCAGGGUGCUGCUGGGAUGCACCUGAAGGGUGACUUUAGCCCGGGUGGACACGGAGCACUCGGUCAGGGUGGACUUAACCUGUCGUUUAACAGUGACGAGCGGCGGAAGCGCAAUCGCACGUUCAUCGAUCCGGUCACCGAGGUGCCGAAGCUGGAGCAGUGGUUCUCGAUGAACACGCACCCGUCGCACAAUCUCAUCCUGAAGUACACCGAGGAUCUCAAUCGCAUGCCUUACCGCCAAAAGUUUCCGCGACUGGAGAGCAAAAACGUGCAGUUCUGGUUCAAGAACCGGCGGGCCAAAUGUAAGCGGCUCAAGAUGUCACUGUACGAUCCGGCACAGCUGGCCAACCUGGGUGAGCAGGCGCAUCUGGCCGCACUGCACGAUGCACCGCAUCUGUCCGGGCUGCAUGAGGCGUCGCAGUUGCAUCCUUUUCACCACGGGGAUCGAGAUUGA